AUGCCUCUUCUCCAUUUGGACCAACUAUCACCGGAGGGCCAGCAAAGGAUUGAAACUGCGUACAAGGCAGUUGUUGAAGCCUGUGCUGGUGAAAUUCGACCAAGAUCAAGUGUCGGUUUCGACUACGGCGUGCUUUUUAUCAGGGAACUCGUGGGCGAACAGCCAGUUCAUAGGUUCGCGGGAGGGAUCCCUCAGGCUUCACAGAAUGCGGAAGCCUUCUCCUUCGAGACUCGUGGCGGCCCUUCUGCCCAAAGGGCUCCUGGGGCCAGUCCCGUAACCGAGACUAGGGUUGUAGAAGCCUUCGAAAGCCUCGCGUCCAAUACAUCCAGUGAAGUAGGAAAACUGCGUCAAGAGCUAACAGAGACUCGCAACGAGCUAGCGGGUGAGAAGGCCCAGCACAAUAAGGCGAAAGAUCUUGCCAAGGGCUAUAAGGAGAAGGUCGACAAGUUGCGGAAAAUGAACAGGGAAACGGCGGCUGAGUUAGACGAAGUCUUACGACAAAACAAAGUCCCCGAUCAAUUGACUGAUGAUGAAGUUAUCGAGAUGGUCAAUCAGCUACGCUCGAACAUCCGAAAUCUCACGAUACAGUGCUUCGGGGAGAAGCUCAAGCUAGACGGCAGGCCUAACUUGUCAAACGCCAAGCUGGACUUACAAGGCUCGAUAUCAAUCCCUAUCUCAUUAGAGACAGUGCAUCAUUGUGUGUCCAAUCCUGGACUACGCCCUGUGAUCAUCCAAGAUUUCAUCUGGAGAUGGCUCAUAUCCCACGUGUUCUCGGCCUACUGCUGGAGCCCCGAGGAUACGAGCAGUGCCAUCAUUCAUCUUGAGAAAUUACUAUCCAACAAUCUCCAAAAGGGAGAGAUCAACCAAAGCGGCGACCCAGAGCGAGAAUUCCACACAUGGAGAGCAAACACUUCCAAAAUGGUGCAUGAAGCAACAGAGACGAGCCCCAAUACGAGAGAACGCAUGGACUUCGAAAAAAUAUGCAACCAACUGAAAGAUGACUUGAUGAAAAGAAUUAAGAUCUGGCUGCCGAGAAAGAAGAAGGUCCCCAUUGAGCAAAUGGUCGACAUCAUCAGACAAAGCAUCUUUCUGGACAUCCAUCUUAGCAAACAGGUUGCCAAGAUUCAGUGGAAGCUUUUCGAUGACAAUGCUCGGCGUGUGAAGAAGUUUGACGGGAACUCGAUGGAGCCGGCACCUGGGCAGUCUCAACUCGAGGAGGGUAAGUCCUUUGACUUGGUUCCGGCUCCUGGUCUAAUUCGAUAUGGGAGUUCCUCGGGCAAUGAAUACUAUAUACCGCUGCUGUUGAUGAAGUCACAGGUGGCUAAGAUUUCCAUUUGA
Clonostachys byssicola is the source of this 1338-nucleotide messenger RNA. The record is from the annotation of a GenBank genome assembly. Lineage: Eukaryota; Fungi; Ascomycota; Sordariomycetes; Hypocreales; Bionectriaceae.